AACAGUUUUGAUGUCCUCAAACGAGAAGUCAGAUCCGAGUUUGAGAACCUCCACCGUUUCCUGGAUGAGGAGGAAUGUAAGGAUCUGGAGCGACUUCAGAGAGAGAGACAGAAACAAGUGAAGCAGCUGAAGGAGAGGAAGAAGAAAAUAGAAGCGCAAGCGACAGACCUGGAGACAGCGAUAUCAGUCCUCAACAAAAAACUGACCGAGGAGGACCAUCCCAAACUGCUCAGAGAAAUUCAAGAUCUCAUAAAAAGGUCCCAGGUCAGCUUCAAACCUCCAGCAGAGGUGGACACUGAGGUGCGCUCCGGACAGUUUGUGGGUCCCAUUCAGUACCGGAUAUGGAAGCACAUGAAAAGCUGGCUCUACCCAAGUAUAACAUCAAUGACCUUUGACCCUGAGACGGCCCAUCCUAACCUAUCCCUGUCCAAGUCCUGCACCUCAGUGUGGUUUGAGGAGGAUAAAGACACGAAGGAUUGCCAGCCCAACCCUCAGCGGUUCCACUAUUAUUACUCUGUGUUCGGCAACCAGAGCUUCACCACUGGACGGCACUACUGGGAGGUGGAGGUGGGACGUAAGACAGCGUGGAGGUUGGGCGUGGCGCGAGCUGACGUCCCACGAGGGGAGAUGGACGCGACAGGAACCUCCAGCGGCAUCUGGACUAUGGCCAUGAAGGGCGGGUCUGUGGUGGCCUGCACCGACCCCGAGCCCACGAAGGUCAACGUGUCCACCCGCCUCGUCCGCAUCGGGUUGUUCUUAGACUGUGAGAAGGAGGAGGUGUCUUUUUAUAACGCUGUCACCAUGUCGCCUAUUUACACCUUCUCCAUGGAGUAUGUCGAUGUGGCUCUGUUCCCCUUCUUUAACCCAUGUGACGCAGACGAAGGGAAGAACCUGGCGGCCCUUAAGAUGUUUAACCCUUCCAUUUGAUGCAGAGGUUUACAACACAAAUUGUUCAUUUAAUGUUAAUAAAACUACAGUAUAUAUCAUUUUUUGGGCAGGGCUUAAGAGACAAGAUAAUUAAGUGGCAACUAUUAAUUAAGUAUGGGUAGAAUAAAAUCAUUUUCAUCUUGUGUGAAAUAACAGCAUUUCAAUUUUCUUUGGACGUUUUUCAAUUUCCUGUCAUUUUAACAACAGAAGGAUUAAUUGAUUGAGAAAAAAGAUGACUUCACCUCAAUUUUUUUUACAUUGUACUGACUAUAUGAUACAUUGAUUGAGAAAAUAACAGACAUAUUCAUUUACAAAGAAAACAAUCGUUAGUUGUCUAAUUGUAUACUGUGAAUACCACUUGCUUAAAAACUGUUAAAUGAUUGUUCAGUAGAAACAUAAAACGUGCCUACACAAGUUAGUUUUCUGUUUUAAAUGAUCUUACUUAAAAAGUAAAAUACAUAUUUGCUUCAAAUGAAGGUUGUUAUCUGCCGGGUCUCUGGGGUCCAUAGCAAGUGUGAACAUUAUGACGUCACCUCUGUUCGGCUAUAAAUAUCUCUGUUGUGGCUGCUUAGCUAUGAAGUGUCCUGUGUGAGGGUAUAGAAGCUGGUAUUAGUGGCACGUGGGGCCUGAAGGGUGAGAAAGUGGCGCGUGACACUUUGAUGGCUGACAUUGAGUGAGACGACUCAGUGACAGGGAGAGAAAACAGUUUGAGAAUAGGAAAACAAAGACAAGAGGACGGCAGAAAUGUCAUAAUCGCUUGUUUAUUCUUAGUAUUCCUUUAGACAUGAAAUAAAGAAACAACAAAUAUUUUCUUUACAAAACAUCUGUGUGUGAAGUGUUGUGCAAAAAGGGAGUACAGAGAGAUGUCACACACACACACACACACACACACACACACACACACACACACACACACACACACACACACACACACACACAUUCUCACACACACACAUACACGCACACACCAAGGCCAGAACAGCAGAAGUAAACAGCGAAGAUCAGGGCAGAGAUGACUCACAUAGUGCAAGAAGUGGUAGUAAAACUAGUAGUUAUCUAUUAGUUAUUGGUGGGUAAACCGCCAGAAUCUCCAAUAACCCACCAGACUGAGCCUUCUUUGAGAUGCUGGUAAACUAAAGGCUUGUCCUGCCUCUCUCACAACCCUACUCACUCUGACUGGAGUGGCUUGGUAUUACAAUCACUGACAAUAAUACUGUACAGUAGCGGUGGUGCAUGGGAAUGCUUUUACGUCAGUCUCUCGUCAAAUGCUCACCACAACCAAACCCUGUUGGUUGCCCACACAAAGCGUUCAUCUUAUCAACUCCUUGCUGUGCCACACACUUGAAUAGCCUAAUGCUAUUUGAAACACCACUCACUUACAGAGCGCCAUCGGCACUCAUUAUGCUACUUAUAUUAAUCUGGAAAAUCACUUUCAUAUUUUUUAUACAUUAUAGAUAUCUCCAAAGCAUAUCACAGGCUAGCCACUUGUUGUUCAGUCGGGUGUGCGAAAAUGUUUUUUGAAUACCCUACGUUUCAAGAAAAAUGUGCCAUUAGGAGUGUCGGCAAAUGACAAGAGGCACUAAACAAAGACAAGAGUCACUGAAAUAUUUCAAAGUUACGAUAUCUUUUACAAUAUUCUGUGGCUUUACACACAUUCACACUUAAACACAGCACUUGGUUUCUUCAUGUUGCGGGACGAUUUAAGCAGGCACAUGAAUACCUCACUCGACAACACACACACGGAGAAGCUCAAAUAAAGUACAGUCGGGUCACUCGGUACACGCUGGCUAUGCAUAGAUUCAGCAUGCACAAUAAACCGCUCAUAAAUCAUUCACACGUGUGCGUCAUAGGCAAAAACACAGAAACACACGAUGAUGGCAACAUUGAAACGUCACUCCUCUGGACACACACACACACACUUUAGGACGAUAAAGCCUGUUUUUCAUGUCGUGGGCAUGCUGCAGCUUUAGGUGACGUAGGUUAAACAUUUUAAUACAACAUGUAAAUACUGUGAAGGAUAAUGCGAGCACGGUCAGGUUGGCAAUAACAGCAGAUCCCAAAAGAUCUAAUAUACUCUUUAAUAGAUUUUUUUUACAAUAUUUGGUUCUUAAAUUAGUUCAAGAUGUUAGUGAAUAUUAGUGAAGAUAGAUUAUAGUGCUGUGAGCGUAUAUAUUUUAUAUUCUGGAUUUAAUUUGAGUGAGACAUUUUAAAUUCUUCUUUAUUAUUCAGUAUAAUACAACAACCAUUCUAUACACUAGAAACAUUCAGCCUGUAGGGGGUUACACCGGCGUACACAUGCAAUAUUUACACUGCUGGAAUGUGUGUGUGUGUGUGUGUGUGUGUGUGUGUGUGUGUGUGUGUGUGUGUG
Notothenia coriiceps (black rockcod) is the source of this 3295-nucleotide messenger RNA. Its product is annotated as zinc-binding protein A33. NCBI's taxonomy places the organism in Eukaryota, Metazoa, Chordata, Actinopteri, Perciformes, Nototheniidae. The annotation marks the transcript as partial. Gene Ontology annotation, molecular function: protein binding. The transcript has 4 exons. The record is from RefSeq and is a predicted model, not a curated record.